GUCUCACCACGUUCCGUGCAUUGGCUGGAUUCCGGAACGCGCUUACUCGUUUCCUAUGAUUCUCAUGGUGUUGUCUGCUGGAAUGUAAGAAGUCAGGUAAUGGAAUGGCGACUGCCACUAAAGAGAGUUCGGAUUGGCAGAUCGUCGCUAUCCCGGGAUAAGAAAGUGUUCGUCGUGUCAAACCUUCAUGACGGUUUCGACAUGUACAGACUCAGCGACAAACGACCCCUUCGCACUUUCAAAACCAAGGCGUUGAUCAAUAUUUCCCUUCCUGUGUUGUUCAUCCACGACGGCAGAGCUGUCUUGACGGGUAGUGACACGGGGCGUGUCUCUAUCUACGACUGUGGCACCACACUGGUAAUGCAGGUUCUAGCACAC
This is a messenger RNA of Fomitopsis serialis, 378 nucleotides long. RefSeq lists its product as uncharacterized. The annotation marks the transcript as partial. Gene Ontology annotation, molecular function: protein binding. The transcript has 3 exons. NCBI's taxonomy places the organism in Eukaryota, Fungi, Basidiomycota, Agaricomycetes, Polyporales, Fomitopsidaceae. The record is from RefSeq and is a predicted model, not a curated record.